Messenger RNA from Rotaria sordida, 1131 nucleotides. NCBI's taxonomy places the organism in Eukaryota, Metazoa, Rotifera, Eurotatoria, Philodinida, Philodinidae. The record is from the annotation of a GenBank genome assembly.
AUGAACGAUUAUCAUGAUCGAAAAUCUUUUAAUCUUCAUGUUUUACGUUCAAAAAUUGUCAAUUGGAAACAAGGACAUGAAGAUAAUGAACAUAGUCAACGUGCAGUAGAUUUUCUUAUAAAAAAAUUAAAAAAUUCCGAUGGUGUACUUGAUUCAUUAGCUAAAGUUUUAUUAAAUCCUCAUUGUUCAAGUCCAUGUAUAACAAUUCCACCAUCAGUUGAUAAACGUAUACAAAUUGUUUAUCGAAAAGAAUUUCCACAUGUUGUUUAUUGUCGUUUAUGGCGUUUUGCUGAUCUACAAAAUUAUCAUGAAUUAGUUCCAUCAUUACAAUGUCGAUAUCCAUUUUCACCUGGAAAUAAUCGAAAUCAAAAACUUGUUUGUAUUAAUCCAUAUCAUUAUAAUCGAGUACCAUCACAAGUUCUUCCAUCAAUUAUUGAACCAAGAAUAAAUAAUGAAAAUACACCACCAACACCACCACCAUCCUCAUAUUCACCUGAUCCAUAUUCUCCUCAAUGGACAAAUCAUCAAGUAUUACCACCAUGGUGUACAAUUAAUUAUUAUGAAUAUAGUAAUAAAGUUGGUGAACAAUUUCGUGCAUCAUUACCACAAAUAUUUGUUGAUGGAUAUACAUCACCAUGUAGAAAUUUUGCAAAUCGAUUUAGUUUAGGUUUCUUAGAAAAUGUUAAACGACAAAAAGGUGUCGAAUAUGUUCGAGCAUCAAUUGGUAGAGGUAUUGAAUUAAUUGAACAUGAAAAUGGUGAUGUAUCAGUACGAAAUCGUUCAUGGUCAUGUUCGAUAUUCGUACAAUCAAUUCUUUAUAAUCGUUUAAAUGGUUUAAAUGAUUCAACUGUUUAUCAUUUACAACGUCGUCAAUCAAUACAUUCAAUAUUUAAUUUAUCAAUUUUUACUCAAUUAGUUAAUAAUCCAUUAGCUACAUAUGAAUCAAUACUUGAUUUAACAAAAUUAUGUACAAUACAAGUUAGUUUUAAAUAUGGUUGGGGUUAUGAUUUUGGUCAACGUGAAAUAACAUCAACACCUUGUUGGUUAUCGAUUCUUAUUAAUGAACCACUUCGUCUUAUUGAUACUCGUUUACAACAAUUACAACCUCAACAAGCAACAACAUCUAGUUAA